Messenger RNA from Pocillopora meandrina, 34393 nucleotides. The record is from the annotation of a GenBank genome assembly. Lineage: Eukaryota; Metazoa; Cnidaria; Anthozoa; Scleractinia; Pocilloporidae.
AUGAACAACUCGCUCGCACAGCACAAACUCAACUCAAGCGACGAGGAAAUUCAAACUUUUGAUUUCAUGCCAGGAUUCGUGUAUCCAGUCGCGACGUGUCAUAUAAUUAUAUUAACAGUAGCUGCAGUGGGAAAUCUUCUAGUUUGUUACGCUAUACUCGCCAACAGAAACUUGCGCAUCAAUCCAACGAACCUCUUUAUUUUCUCCCUGGCGUUGUCGGAUCUCCUGACAGUCACACUGGUUCUGCCAUUUGAUAUAGAAGGGAUCUGUCUUCAGUGGGUUUGGAAUCAUGGAGAAAUUAUGUGCAGAGCAUGGAUAACGAUGUACCUAAUAACCGUACCAACCUCGAUUUUGACCCUGUUGGCCGUCAGCGUGGAUCGAUACAAAAGCCUCAGUGAUCCUCUAAAUCGUUUUAGACGUUGCAGAUUCAUGACUCGGAAAAGAGCUUUUUUUAUCUGCUUUAUAAUCUGGCUGUACAGUUUUUUGUGCGCUUUGCUUCCUGUCAUGGGUUGGCGGACAGCUGACUAUUUUGUCUACGACAAAGUUUGUUAUUUCCCUUUCACCCAGGUUUAUUUCAUUCUGACUUCUGUUCUGAAUUUCAUUUUGCCACUAUUGGUAACAUGCGGAAUCUAUAUUAAGAUUUAUACGAUCGCUUCCACUCAUCACAAGAACGUUGAAGGAGAUGACAGCCGAAAAUUUCGUUCCACCGAAGAGAAAAAGGUGUAUUCCAGAAAUGUAAGAGCAGCUAAGACAAUAUCUAUUUUUGUGGGGGCUUUUUUCUGUUGCUGGGUGCCAUUUUCCUCCGUCAGUAUUAUCGCGUUCAUUUGCGGCGAGUCAUGUACGGGCAGUAUCCCCUAUGAAGCUCGCAUCGUUUUGUUAAUGUUUGGGUACCUAAACUCGGCGCUCAAUCCGUUUCUUUUUGCAUUCCGUAACCGCAGAUUUAAGGCCACCUACUCGCUGAUGGUGAAAUCACUAAAAGCUCGUUCUAAGCCCGAAAGAAAAAUUAGCCGCUCGACACUGACGCAAAGCACGAUCGGCUCCGAAGUUCUAGAUUCGCAAGAUAUAAAUGUUCGUCUCCAAUCGGUGAGGCCGAAGCGGGAGUAGUCCCAGCUAGUCCCAGCUUUGAAGAAUUGUAUGCUGCUUCGAAAUUGUUUAGUGUCAUUCGGAGUAUUUUGGUUCAGUGUCAAGAUAAAAUUUAUUUAUUUUAUCCCCCCCCCACAUAGCCUCUGUAAUAUUCUCAUAAAACCCCCUUCCCUUAUAAGCAAUUUUCUAAAGUUCCCCCCUCCCAUAUACCCUGUUAGUGAAAUCUAAUCUCCCUUCCAUUUCCCCCCUGAAAACCAUGUAAUACCCCCCAAAUCCCCCCCCCUCUAGCGAUAUAAAAAUGACUGUUCCCUUAUAUACAAACAAGGAUUUUUACAGAAAUUGACAAAAGAUUAGCUGAAGCGCACUUCAUUAAUUUGCAGUUGUCAAUUCUAGCUGCCCGUUAUGCCUAUCUUGCCAAUCUAAAAGAAGAGGGUUAAACCAUUUAUUUACUUUCAAGAUCCGGCAUAUAUAUCUGUUUAAGUAAAGUGGAGAGGUGCCACAUUAUUAUUAAGUACUGAAACUGGAAUUGCAUGGGGUAUAUAAAUUUCCUAGAUUUUCUGGUUACUUAGAUUAGUUAUAUAGGUAUGUUGUUACAUUCGUAUUUUUAAAAAGUUAGUCUUAGAAACUAUCAUGAUCACUACAGCUUGUCAACAAACGAGGUUUUACUCAAGCUGAAUUCGAAGUUUGAGAUGGAGAGAAUUGAUCUAAUGGAUACGGCUUAGCUGUGACUGCUUCUCGCGAUUGAAAAAAUCUGAGAUUCCCCGCAUUUAAGAUUGGAUUUCGCUCACAAUGCUGAUUUUUUGCGCUAUUGAGGCGGUUAUAACGUAUUUAAGAAGAAACCGCGCGGGAUUUCACGAUUUCGCGACUUAAAAUUUCAUUUUCAUAAAGGCUUAAGUUUGAAGUUUAUUAUCGCGUUAUAGGAAAUUAAAAAAGCCAUAUACAGAUUGAUGAACGCUAAAUAUACUGUGAAAUGACAGAAAUUAAAGUUAGCAUUGUUUGCCGCAGAGCGAUCGGUUAAUCAUGAGAAACAGCUCAAUUCAUGAAGUUAGUAAGUUCCAAAAGAAACUGUGGUGCUACAUCGAUGGGGUUUAUCACAAGAUACGUUGUUUGAUUUUACCAACUGAGAUAGUAAUGUGGAUUGGAGAGUGAAAAGUUGCUGAAGCUGACGUUAUGAGCGUUAGCCCUUCGUCUGAGCCUAAGAAACUCUCUACAGGCGCCGAUUUACAUUACUGAUCAACUCAGUUGACAAAACCAACAAUCUCAUUGUUCAGUGCAUGUCAAUUUUUCGUGAUUAGCUAGUAAUGAGAGUUGGAGCGGGUAUGUGAAGAAAAAGAAAUCGGAUUUCGUGUGCAAUAAUUAGCUCAAAGCGCAAAAAGAAUCAGAACGAAAACGAUGCAACUGUAUUUUUAGCUCGACCAUAAUAGUUAACACCAUUAAGGUAAAGAGAUGCUUAAAUCGAAAUCACGCUCCAUAUGCAGCGAGAAAAAACAUUUAGAGCCGUGUUAAAUAGCUACUAUUGUAACUCAAAUGCAUAUAUAGUGUAUACAUCAAUUUAUAUAUAGUUUAUGGUGAAACUUAGCUUUAAUUGCUUGGAAUCGAUAGCAUUAUUAGGUUAAGCUGAUCAAUUUAAAUACGCAGCUUUUUAACCUGAACUGAAGACAAACAACCAGUGGAUUUUCUUCGACAAACUGCAAUCUUUUUAAGGUCUAUGGACAAAGACCUCCUGUGUGCUAGGCCCCUUUCAAGUUAACAAACUUAGAGUAUCACGUACAGGGAUGUGGUUGUAGUCGUUGUACAUAAAGUUUUCUUGACUCAGGACUAGUUUCAAUGCUGAAAAAACUGAAUCAUUGAACGAGUUUGGAUAUGUACUUAACCGUAAAAGUAUAUUGUUCUACUAUCACAGCCAUAUACAUGUAUUGUAUUAUGUAUCAUAACUGUUUAUAUCAGGCCACGCGUCUUGGGAAUAAAAACAGAGAUGAAGGAAUAUAGGGAAAAACUUAAAGAAAGCUGUCAUUUCGUUAUAUCACAACGCAGAUCAAAGUCCUUUUUGAAAGCGACAAAUUUUACUCACAAGAUCUAGAUUUAAAUUCUCACUAUUUGCCAUAAAUUAACUGUCAAUUUGGCCCGCCAGAACCGUUCGUUGGAGGCCUGGAGAAAAGUGAGCCAGCGCGAGGCCUGCUAGGGGUCUGGUACUGAAUAUUAGUGCAAGAUCACUCCAGAUCACUAAUAGCUAUCAGUCACACCCCCAACUUUGAGCAUGGCCUUUAACUUACGCGCGGGCGAAGAAACCCUCGUCCUGCAGUACUAAUUAUAAGGACCUGUUCGCAGGUUUGAGGUUAAGGUAAACAAUAUCCCAAAGUUAAUACUUUUCUUUCUUCUCAUCACGCUCAACUCAAAAAUGUGUUGAUCCUGUAAGGAAAAAGUUUUCUUUGUUUACUUCCUCAAUUAAACUGGCAGAACUGAGACUAAUAAGAGAGUUUAAUCCCAUGUUAACCUUAAGCACCCUGUCAAGUGUUAUUGUUGAUGCUUUUAAACUGUAUGAUAGCAUAAUGGCUUGAUAUUUUGAUUAUUGAUUCUUGCUCCUUUCAUUUUGAAAAAUGAAAAACCCUUUUUCCAAGUUAAUGGACUCAAACGCACCAACUUUUUGAUUCGCUGAUAAAUUAUUUUUAAAAAAAAGACCAUUCAUUUGACGACAAAGAACUGCCCUGGGGUCAAGAGCUGGCUGGUGACGAAACAUUUGUAAUACAUAGUCUGGGUCAGCCGGGGUAACUUUGGUCGACGAGAUACCUUUUCCCGACGAUGUUAGUAUUGGUAACCAAGCUGUCGGGCAGAGGAAUAAAGGGGUAAGUUUCUAAAGAAACUAUAGUGCUGCGUCGGUGGGAGAGUAUAGCAGGUAACAACUGAGUUGAAAACGUAACAACUGAGUUGAAAACGUAAAUUGGCCACCGUAAAGAGUCAAAAAGCUGACGUCUCGAGAGUUAGGCCUUCGUCAGAGCGAUUGAUGAAUCUGACAUAGCAGAUCAUUGAAAAUAGCAACCAAAAAACGUGAAAACAGCAAGAACUAGGACACAAGGUGACUGCGGAAAGAAAGAUGUCCAGGUGGAGCCUAAAUGUAAGUUAAAAGUUCCUGGAAGGUCUGUCAACCCUUUAACUUUUAAUGCGUAAUGCUUUUUAUUGCGAAGGACCAGCAUGGUUGUUUAAAGGACAGAGAUUUUGUUGUGAAAAUAAUUAAGCCUCGGUGUCAUCAUAUGUUUGGCAUUCAGCACUUGGAAUAGAAAUAAUGAUGGCAAUAAGAAUAAAAACAAUGAAGGUAAUAAUAAUGCAACGUAAUGUUAUGCAACAUAAUGAUGAUAACAAUAAUUAUAACGAUAAUUAUAUUAAUGACCAUAAUGAUAUUAAUGAUAAUAGCAUUCAAUUGAAAAGCAGACCAAAUAUAUGUAUAUAUAUAUACCUAUAUAUAUAUACAUAUUUUUUUUUAUCUCUAUUUUUUGGAACGAUGACAUCAACCGUUUACGAAAGCGACACUUACAAUGAAACGCAAAUUUGACGCAAAAGCCGCUUUGACAAGAUUUUCACACGGGCUGAGCCAUAGUUCGGUAAAAUUAUCUUGGGAGAUCAGAGAUUGUGCCUUCAAGACAAUAUUCGUGAUGGUUGAUUGCAGAUUAGCAUAAAUAAUGCCUCAGUAAAUCUCGAUUUUGCUUCCUUGAACGAUAUUCGUGACACGCAAGAGUAUAUUUAUCAAUCUUCAGCUCUCCCUGCAAAUUUAUAGCUUUAACUCGCUCCCAUUAUGUCUGCCCUCUGCCUCGUCAGCCAAUGUUGAGAAGAAAUACCCAUUUUUUCUCCUUUUCCUUGAGCACAGUCUGUAGUAAAAGGUAUACGUGACAGUAUCACUAAUAUCACUUAAAACGGGGUCAGUAUACUUCAUUGUCUCGAAAAUCUAAUUAAACUUGGACAUCAAUAUUUUUUUCUAGCUUAGUAAAAGCUUGAUUAUUAAGCUCUCGGUUGGUUUGAAAGAGCGAAAUCGAAUUAUUCUCUUUCUUGAGAAUUUUAGUCAUCUCUGAAAUUCCAAUCACACGUAGACGUUUGGUAUUUCAUUCACAAUGUUGUCUGGGCGGAAAUCGGUAUUAGUUCAGAAAAUAGAUACUAGAAUAUCGUUAUAGCAUCCAUAAUAUUUUGAUUAUGGAAAGGAUCUAUCAUUCAAACCUUCAAACUCCCAAAUAUACAACAUUUUUAAACGGGUUAAAAAUAUACGGCAGACGUGACUCCAAGGAAACAAAAGUUGGUUACUUUAGGGUCAACUAUGACCAGCUAAUAAUCUUGAACGAUUUAGCGCUGUCAUCUCGUUAUGCUCCUCAGUAUGUAUUGAAUCUGAUAUGUAUUGAUUUUUCAUGGGAAUUGAUUCCGAAGGCAGACUUGCAAAACAACUUGAUUCUCUCUGAAACUCCGGCGAAUAUGGUUACAACUUGACGACGCAGAAAACUUCUUUUUCGACCAAGAAGUGAAAGUGAGCUCUCAGCAAGGAGAAACAUCAUUGAUAUACUCAAAUCAGAAGAUGAAUAACUCGUCUGGAUCACAUCCAAGUGUUGCCCGUGAUGAAUGGAGUUAUUCAUUUACAGAUGCCUUCAAGUUUCCUGUAUUGACCGUUUAUAUAAUCAUUGUAGUGGUGGCAGUAAUUGGGAACAUCAUGGUUUGCUUUGCGAUCCUAGUGGACAAAAGCCUUCGAAGCAAUCCCACAACAAUCCUCCUAUUCUCUCUGGCGUUCUCUGAUCUGCUUACCGUGACUACCGUCACUCCAUUACAAACAGAAGAAUUUUUCCUACGAGGAACCUGGUUUUACGGUAAAACUAUGUGCAAGCUAUGGAGUACUGUUUUUUACAUCGCUGUACCCACCUCAAUUCUGACCCUUCUUGUUCUCAGCGUCGACCGUUACAACCACCUAACUGACCCGUUAAAUCGGUUUCGUAAAACAAGGUUUAUGACACGGAAAAAGGCCAUGAUGAUCAACUGUUUGAUAUGGUUUUACACCGUUCUGUUUGCUUCAAUUCCUUACACUGACUGGGGAGAUUUCCACUAUGAAUCUUUCGCCUUUGACAAAAGAUGUUGGUUCCCAUACAUUAGCAGUUAUACAACAGUAACAAGUUUCCUCAACUUUUUAUUGCCUUUGCUUAUAACUUGCGGAAUUUACAUCAAGAUUUAUCGCAUUGCGAGUGUGCGAAAUAAAAACGUAACUACCGCCCGCAGAUGUGAGUGCGGCAAAUUAACUUUCACUCAAGAGACGAACAAUUAUAUAGGAAACCUUAAAGCAGCAAAGACUAUAUCUAUGUUUGUAGGGGUGUCAUUUUUCUGUUGGGUCCCUUACUCCACAUUUAUCAUAAUCAAUUGCGUAUGUAUACACUGUCGGCAACACAUACCACCGGAAACCUACCCAUUCCUGCUAAUGUUGGGUUACCUGAGCUCUGCGUUAAACCCUUUCCUUUUCGCGUUUCGAAGCAAAAGCUUCAAAUUUAUAUACUCCAAGAUGCUGCGUUCAAUUAUGGUACUCAAACCAAAACCCAGUCCUGACUCUCGGCGAGUCUCUUCCAUAUCGCAGAUGACUCUCGCUUCUGAGAUUCCAUGUUCAAUGGAGGAAGGUAUUAUACUUCAAGCUGUACAAUCACGUCCAUUAACACUUAACUUCCAGAACUGCUGAUUAGCAUUUUUUUCGGAUAUCUACACACAUUAACUAGCAAACAAGACAAGAGAACCGACAAAUAUAUCAAUUGGAGGGCAUUAUCUUUUACCUGGUGUAAUUGCUUAUUAUCAGUGAUUAUAGAGACGGUUGCUUUCUGGUUGGUCGAAGAUUACGUCAUAUCUUGCGAUAGUCAUCCAGAACAAGUUGGUCAGUCAAUAAUGAAGCACAAAUUUUUAAAUAGGCACUGCGUGAUUCGCUCAUUUUUCAUGACGGGGAAAAUAAAAUGCAUUUGCUCAUAGUCAUUAUUCUAAGACAAAAAAUCGCCACCGCGAAUGCACCUACAAGUGCUUAAAAUGUUUUGGUUAAGCACGUAUUUCCUUGAACUGGUGCAGCUGUUGAUACAGUCCGAUCACAAUGCGAUCACCCAAAUUCGGUUACAAAACUUAUUUUCCAGACGAUCCUGCCAAGGAGCCAGUCUUUUACUUGUCAUCUGGUGUGGGGGAGGGAGGGGAUGAAAGAUUCUAAAAUUUACCUUAUCCGAUAAGGCUUUGCAAAAUUCUAAUGAUCUUGCCCUCUCUCGUUGGCAGUAAAUUGGAAGUCAAUUUUCUUUAGUCCCCCAGUUAUACUCGUAGAGCGGAGACAGAUCCCUCUUCGUUUACCCUGAAGACCAUGUGACCCCCGCCCCUCCCCCCCAAAAAAAUUAUCCGCCCUCCCAAGCAAUAAACAAUAACUGGUUCCUAAUUAUUGUUCUUUCAGCUUAGCAGUCAGUGCAUGCGAAAAGCAUAAGUUUGCAAUAUAUAAAAACAACAUACACUGUUCUGGGGAUUUUCGGAUUUUCAUGGGUUUGUAAAAGUCAGAGAACAAGGCCUAACUGACCACACACAGGACAAAGAGUCCAUAAGAAUUGACCUCAUCAUGAUACUCAUACAACUACAGCAUUAACCUUCUAAAAUGGGGUUAGUAAGCUUUCGUGACUCCCCAGUGCGGGUUUUAGCCUUUCCGCAGUUUGGCUGUUGUGUAUCACUUUGAGCGAUCUCCCUCUUUAGGAGGAAAUGAGGUGGGAAUCUUUGUAUAUUUCACACAGCAAUUUUUGCUGUUCUUUUAAAUGCCAGUUUUUCACGAGGAUUACUUUUAGUCUAAGCACUGAUGGUUGACAUUGUGGGACAUACUAAGGAACUCAUAAAUUAACAAACUGUGUGUUUCUGUGACGUUCAUAUAAAUCACAAACAUUAAAAAUUACCUGUUUAGAGAACUGGUCUUCCUCUUAAACUUACAUCACGACGCGGCUUUCACUGAGAGAGCGGAAUGGCGAGUCACUGACAUUACGGCCUGCCUCCUCGACCAUGUAGACAAAGAUAUUUUAGGUAUCUUUUCGCGAGCUUCAUUGCUAUCACUACAGCAAAAAUUCGAUGACAUGGACCUGCAAUCUGAUCAGCUACCCUUCUCGCUCUCUAUCCAGUGAUUAAUGGUGAGUUAAGUAGACAGUCUAAAAGUACGCGGUCCUAAGAGAUUCAAAUAUAAAAAAUUGCCCAACUUGUUGUUCAGCUUGAUGGCUGCUAAAUUUACUCCAAGACAAUUCGAUUAAUCGCCCUCGAUUUUCACACAUAGUUUGUCCGUGCUUCGCCCUACAUAAACUAUCACACGAUCUCGACCUCAUUACGACCCUAUCUUAAUCUAAUUGUUAAAAUCUUGAGAGGUAAACAAUUGUCAUUGUUUAAAUGUUUCCUCUGGCCUAAGAACAAAUAAGGAAAGAGAGAGAGGUUUGAAAAUUUUCAUGUAUGUGGGACAACGAUAAAUUUUAGUCGUCAGUUGAGAUUUGCACCCGAGCCACUUCCUAGCUCUCAAUCGCAUGGCCACCUACUUACGUACGGAGUACUCGUUGUCGACAGGGUUACAACUGUCGGUCAUUUACUGAGUUGAUUUAUAUCAGGAAUUCACCAAAGGUCAAUAAAUACUUUAACUGCUUAUUUUCUCGUUUCCAUGAACACAUCGAGUCCUUGUACACUCCUCGAUCCUAUAUAAAAAAUGCCAACCGUGGGAUGUAAUUCCAUAGAUAUUUGUCGAAUGUAUAUUUUAAUGAAUUUUAUGAGCCUAAAACAGUAAACAUGGUAAAGUUUCUACAGCUUUCGUAACUAUACUCUUAAAAACAUCUACACUACUUUGAAAUUUUACAUUAUUUGGAAAAUACAUAAAGUUCUCGUUUACGUUUUUUAGCUGUCUGCGAAAACCGUUUUCAUGUUUACAUAUCUCAAUCAUAAAACUCGACUUGUUAAGUUAUUUAUGGAUACGCAAUGUGCACGGGACCUUAAUUAUGAUCACUGUUUGACAGAAUUAGCUGGAAUUAAUCUUAUUAAUGAAGUGUGUUGACGUUUUUUUAAAGCCAUCGCAGACCACCAUCAAUAACAGCAACAGUAAUUAUUCCUGUUGCAUAAUUACAAAAAAAGACGAUGGGACUCCUGCGCUUUGCGCACAAGAGCCUUCCUGUACGUAUAUUUUCGCCACUCUGGUGUCAGACCCCUUGGUUAAUUAAAUAAGUGUUAAUAUAUCCUGGUUUAAAUGUUUUUUUGAAGGUAUCAACGCUAAAUAAUUGGAGAGUAAACACAUGACGAAGGCCAAAUUUACCAUAACUCUGAGUUUUACCAGGAGAAGCAGGUAGACACUGAACUCUCCUUGGGGAAGAUAAAUAAGUGAUAAUUCAAUAUACAUAUUGUUGUUUAUUGUUUUCAAUAUUUCAUUUUUACUAAAUUUGACUUUCUUUAUAUCUAAUAUUCGAAAAAUCUCCUGGGAUCAUGAUGAGCAGGCGUUUUUCUAAGGUCAAAAAAAGUGAAUAAAUAGAAAGAAACCCGUGCCAUUAUUAUUUAAAAAAAGAGCUGUCAUGAAAACGCCUCGAAAACAUCGUCUUACUUUACCUCGUGGAGAAGAAACAAUUUCCAUUUUAAUCACGUUACAUGGUAUAUCCACCAAAUGUAAUCUGUUCGUUAAAUACAGGUAACGAUCUACAAAAGGAUAGGCCGAUAUAAGCGAAUCUUUUGAGGUUCCCCUUUGAAUUACACAAUGGGCAAACUUUACUCCUUCAAGCAACGUGGUUGCCCAUAGAUAUCAUUUUCUUUUGAGGAGAAUUCUUUGUAAUCAGCAUCCCACCAUGGAACAUUCGAGAAUGCGUAAGAGGUUGAAAUCCGUGGAAUGAUCCCUGAGCUCAAAACUUACAAUCCUUCUUAUCCUAUUUACAAACAUGACGCUAUCGACAUUGCUGAUCCAAGCGGUACGCAGGAUCUGUGUCAAACACGAACUUCGUAAUAGACCUCGCUUACCAUAGAGUCUCUGUGGCUCAGUGGUAGAGCAUCGGAGCUCUAAGGUUCGAUUCCUCAUGGGGACUCAGAUUUCUUUUUUUGUCCCACGCUCUUGACAAGACGAAAAACAUCUUUAUCUAUUCUUUUAAGCUCUUACCGAACUUAAAACUUACCAUCUUUUUUAUUCGAUUUACUAAUAUCGUACUUGUUUUAUUUUUAUUCCUAUUGAAACAAAUCUAAGUUUGACCGCAGCUUUCUUAAGAAUGAUAGAGAUGGUUCAAAUUGGGUUAAGUGAACCUUCAAUAAUGUCUCUAACGCACAAGCGAUGUCGGACAACAGGAGUGAGUGACUAUCUUGUGAAAAGCCACAAUAACAAUGGAUUACGAUUUAAGCUUGACCAAUAUCAACUGCUCCUCAAACUGAAAUGCUUUUACAGUGUAAAGUACCGAACUUUGAGAUAAAUAGAAAGUUUUCCUUGACAACGAAAAGGCUUCUUAACUCUAUAUUGGAACACAGAUCGUUCCCUUAGCGACAUGAAAAACGUUUACAAUCUCUAGAAAUGAGUGUGCAAAUACCGCGCUAUUUUUACAACUUGACACUCAUCUUAAUAUAUCAUUUUCCUGUCCGCAGAGUCUUGAAGAUCUUUAAAGAUUGGCUGAAAUGCGCUACUACGGUAAUAAGUAAAAAAAAGCUGGUGAAAAUGUAAUUCAUUUACAAUUUCAAUCCUUCUCUCGUUUACGAUAUAUAUGAUGAAUUCUGAAGUAAAAUGACAAAGAAAUUCGAAGUGAUUCUCUCUGUUUCAACAUUUGUUUUAUAUCAGUCACAGUCACAAUUCACUGCUCAAGGUCAAUCCUACACACGAAAUCCCGACGAAAUCUUAAAUCUUACACUCAGUCAAAUGAGGUCGUUCAGCACUUUGGAGUGUAAAUAUCUGAUUAAAAUUUUUCUAAUGAUGCAAUGGAAAUUUCAAUUCGGCAAUGAUGGCAGAACGACAUUCUAGCUUUUAAAUUCAUGUUUUGGUAAAAGCUUCUUGAACAAAUCAACAUCGCCGGAUGAGUCCACUUAUUUCUGUCUUUCGUAUUUCAACAACACUUGAAGGAAAUAUUGCAACACAUGAAUUGUUUUAAUGACAAAAAUAACCGUGAAACGUCGAGACUACUCCCGAGUUAUCUUGUGAAUUACUUUCGUGCAAUUGCUGUCCAUGAAACAAAACUCGAGUAAGUCUUUCGAGAGAAUUUAACAGUGUAGCUGUAGCAACAACUGUAACAGUUGUAGCUGUCAUUUGUACUCUCACUUGACCCUUUACUCAAUAAUUCGCUUUGUAUUCAAGGUUGUGUUUUAGCGAUAUUACUUCAUCUUGUCUGUGCAAUGACGAUAGUCACCAAAAUCAAAACCCGUCUCAUGCAUUUAGGCCGCUGGUAAAAUAUUCCGCGUUCAGUUUCCCGUAAACAAGGUUCGCGAAAUGCUUUUAGUUACUUUGUAAAUUUUAUCAGGAAAUAUCAUAAAUCGUGCGUGGUCAUUAUCUUGUCAGACCUCUUAAAAACUACUCUUAAUCAAUUAGAAUUUUCUCCUCAAAAAUCCGUAUUUGUCCAAGAUUCCUGAAGCUCUAUUUCUAAACACCCAGCGGUAGUGAUGAUAAAAUUAAAUUGCCGAACACUAUAUCUUAAAGAAAUAUUGAGCUUCAGUUGCAGAAAACAGCAGUAACUCAAAAUAUGCCGGAGAUAUUGGUCAGGAUUAAGACGCUUACCUCUUUUAAAACGAUUAAUCAAAUCCACUAAGACUUCUCGGGUAAUAUAACAGAUAUUUGUCUCUUCGUCAGGUAAAUGCUAUCGAAUGCAUACAUAAAAAGAUUGUUUUGGUACUGCAACACUCAUUCGCUUCAGCGAACACCACACCAAAGUUCAGUUUCCGGAGAUUUUCAUCUACGCACUCUCAAUCGUUGGCUCCCUUUCAAGGUUCAAUAACAUUUGCAGAGGCCGCGGAAACGCUUAACAUUACUCAGGAUGAACAACUCUUCUGAUCACAACUCCAGCGGUCUUCGAAUUCAAGAACCUUUCUUCGGUUUCUCCCCGCUCUUCAUUUACCCAAUCGCUUCUCUGUAUAUUGUCAUCGUGGUAGUAGCCAUCAUUGGCAACCUGAUGGUCUCUUACGCUAUCCUUGCCAACAGAAAUCUCCGUAAUAACCCAACAAACCUCCUUCUCCUGUCUUUGGCAAUCUCGGAUCUUCUCACCGUAACUCUUGCCGUGCCAUUUGACAUUGAAUUACUUUUUCUGAACGGAAAGUGGAAACAUGGCAAAACGAUGUGUAUUACCUUUCUGACGGUUUACCUCAUCACUGUACCGACAUCGAUCUUUACCCUUCUGGCCAUCAGCGUGGAUCGCUAUAAGACCCUUAAGGAUCCACUCGGUCGAUUUCGACGCUCACAAUUUAUCACUCAACGAAGAUCUUUGAUUGUUAUCGCUGUUGUUUGGUCUUACUGCAUUGUGUGGGCACUCCUUCCGAUCAUGGGAUGGCGAGAUAGAAGUGUCGAGCCAAUUUACAAAGGUACCUGUUCGGUACCUUAUACCAUUGUCUACAACCUUCUCACUUCUAUCAUGAAUUUCAUCUUUCCGCUCCUUCUCACAUGUGUGUUUUACAUCCUCAUUUACCUCAUCGCUCACAAGCACCACAACGUUAACAAAAGAGGGGGCUUACCGUCAACCUUUAAGCCCACUAAAGAAGAUAACAAGAUGUACUCAAGGAACAUGAAAGCAGCCAAAACGACAGCCAUGUUUGUAGUUGUCAUGUUUCUCUGCUGGCAGCCUUACACCUACUUCAGCAUUAUCGCUAACCUAAUCGGUGAUACAUGGGACCCAUAUCCCUAUGAACUCUACUUGGUUCUCCUUAUGUUAGGAUACCUUAACUCGGCGCUCAACCCCUUUCUGUUUGCCUUCCGUAACAAGAGAUUUCAAUCUGUAUAUCGGAAGCUACUUAGGUCGACCACACUGGGUAAAUUUAAUUCACUGGGUACAAUACGUCGACGUUCCACUUUUUCACAAAGCACCAGCAAUUCCCAGAUUCCAGAGGAGGAGAGCAGAGAAGUACGUCUCCAAUCGAUAAAAUUGAAGAAGUGACGUAUGCUUUUUUAGCAUCCAAACCUGGUAAGAUUCAAAUAUUCCUCUUUCAAAUCUGGUUAAUAUUCUUUGUUUACCAAGCAGAACUAAUAACAUGUUAUAAACUGCAAAUCAGCAGAAUGUGACAGUAUUUUGAACAAGUUUUGCGCUCGAACUUUGAUUGAACUGAAAAGCGAACUUUUUACACCCUAACAUCAGCAUGCAUAUUCUCCAUACUGGGGUCAAUUUGAUAAGGAAAAUAUACUUGAAGUUUUUACACGAGUAAUGUACACGGGUAAAGUCCGACUUGUAAAUAUCAAUAUUUAAUAAAACAAUAUUCCUCACCAGAAUUUAUACGUGUAUCUCGGGUCAUUACACGAGUGUAAAUAACAAUAGUACGAACUACAGGAGGAUCGCAAUGGGAUGAUGGAUUUUACGGCUUAUGAUAAUUUUUCUCGUUGCUUUUAAAGGAAAUUUUCACGAUUAAAUUUUUUUGCGACUAACGGCCAAUUUUUCUUGGCUGUUUUACAGCUAAAGGUUGACCCCAAUGACCUCUCUUACAACUGUAGAUUCCGCUCGAAUGUAGGUAUAUUUUUUACACAUGCAAUUAAAAAUUGUUGCUGUCCUCUCAAUAUAUGCGGCUUUGCUUCCAAUCGUUUGCUUUCUGUUUUAUUCGUCAAGAGCCGUUUAGCAUGUUAUGCAAACCGGCAAUAAAAGUUUCCCAUAACUGAAAUGAUAGUUUUGGUGCCAUUUUCGUCGACCGUGACGAAGAAAGUAAAGCAAGCAGCCUGAGAAAAGAUUUGCACGUAAUAAAACGCAAACAUAGACAGCGUCAAAACACUCCGAAAUAUUUAAUGAGCCAACAUUCACAGACUUACACUCGAAAAAUAGGCGCAUCAAGGCAAUGUUCAAGGAGGGAGGGUGGGGAGUUGAGAGCUCACUGAGCUAGAUGAGACUGUCCUCGAUGUUUUAGGUCGUAAAAGCGCCAACAUAGAGCCAGUGAAGGUCAUCGAUUCGGAUAUUGUAUUUGGAGAUCGUUGUCACGACAGCUCCUUGCGUUGAAGUUAAAAUAAUUAUAAUCCAUAUGUAAAUGAUUCAACCCUGUUAAACGUGCAAGUCCUGUUGGUAAUGAAAUGAGAAUGCUACUAUCGUCAUUUUCUGCUCAUGCAAGGGGAAAGAACUAUGAUAUGUUGCCAAACUGGAGUAAAAGUUUUAUAAACCAACUCAGAUCUUAAAGAAACCCUUAACCCCACCCUGCAACACUUACCCUUUCCCAACACGGACGAAACGGAGCGACCGCUAACCCAGAGAUAAUAAAUUUAGCGUUAUGUUCAAUUUCAUUGUAACAGGUGACGUUGGAAGUUACACUGAUGAAGUGCAAGUUUCUACCGUAGAAACUGAGAGUGGUGAAACGGAAGAAGUAAGUGUAACGUAACGGUGCCCGCUCACUACAAGUAUUACUCAAACAGGCAGUCGUCGAAACACAAACGCCAACAAAAAUCAGACGUGAAGCUUUGCCAUCAGCUGGAAAGGGAGGUGCUCUCAUGGCUAAAGAGAGAUCAUCAAUUGUAACCGCAGACAAGAAGACAACAGAAGACGACACCCUGCGCCUUAAGAGAAACCUCCAACUAAAAAAAAAUAAGCUGAGAUUGGAGACAAAAAGACCUAAAAAAAAUUAAUUUGAUUAAACGGCGUCUAAAAUGCAAAUUAAAAUGAUGAUAUUGAUAACCUUUUGGACAUCUACCUGACUUAUUAUAUAAUAAUGCUAUUGACAGUCGGAGGAGUACUUUAAUUGGUGAUAGAUAAUAUCAGAAUUAUGACCCACAUGUACACUUACUUUUUUUCUUGGGGGGUUAGGUAUAUGUGUACUUUGUGCAAUAAAAUGUAAUAAUUAUCGUCAUUGAAUAAAUAAUAGCUUCUUGAUUUUGCACGAUAUUGAAACAGGUGCAGUUUUUAAUUGAGCGUAAUUUGUAUCAAUCCUCACACUGGAAUAAGUGCUACAGCAACUGCGCCCCUCUGUCUUCUUGUUCCUCUUCAUCACCGAUAGCCAACUCUUCGUGGACAUUGUCGAGAUCUGCGUCGUCCAGCAGAUCUGUUGAGUGUCGUUUCUAUGCUCCAAACACGGACCAACUAAUUCUAAAAGGUGGAUGAGGGCGUGCACAGGCAGACGAAACUUCUCUAGAAAUUGCCUUGAAUUUGCGAUGUCGAAAAGCCGGCUUUUUUUGGAAAUUCCUUGAUUGGCGGAUAACUUGACGUCUCAGCAGCUUGUCGAGUUCCUCUUCACCAGAAAAUGGCAUAUUGUGACGUUCCAAUGUCCUUUUGCAGAGUCUAACUUCAUGUUUGCAAGUGACAUGCGACUUAUAUUUUGCACUUGUGAUUUACAAGUUGGACUCUGGUAAAAAUCCAAGUUGGACUCUUGUAAAAGUGUUAAUAAAUUUGAUCCCUACCAUCUUUUACACUUGUAGCACUACACUUGUAAUUACAAAUCGGAAACUUGAAACCUGGACUUGUAGCAAUGUUUAUUAUACUCGUCUUCGUCUGCACUUUGAAACACUAUGGUCCUAGUUGGAGAUUACACGUGUCAAAGUUUUAUUAAAUUAACACCUGCUUUCUAUACGUUAAGUUUCUCAACGUGCUGACAAGGAAAAUUUGUUGAACAAUCAGGAGAUUCUUUUGUCGCUGAAAAUUUCCUUUAUUCUUGUGACCUUAAACCUUUAGCUCCCAGGGAUGAUUAACAUGUGCUUUCUCCCUAUAAUAUCCAAACGUUAUCAAACGAACGGGUGGUGAGAAUACUAAAACAUAUCAGGAAAAAGUUGUUAUCUUGAUUAAAAAACCAAAUUCCCAUAGCUUAUUCAUAAGGAAAUAUGUAACAGCCAAAGGGAAGAAUUAUCAAUCAGAUCUUGGGAGUUAAAGAGUUAAUAUGUGAUUCGGGGGUGAGAAUGUAAGGAGAAAUUAGAUGCUAGUCUAAAAGGAUUAGGCCAUCAAAAUUUGAAGCUAUUCGUACACAACAGAGACCGUAGCGUGAACUUUCAAUUUCUCAAUUAGUUUUAGGAAAUCCUUAUUUUAAAAUUUCCUUUCCUUUCCUAACUGCAAGGAGUUACUGUAAUCAAGCCACUCUGGGGUAUCCUAUCAUUCAGUCAUGGUAGUUUUGAACAUAGCUUUGUUGCGUCAGUGUAGGUAUAGUUAUUAAAUUGCGUUUAGGGACCGUUCAUUAUUUCCCGCCUGGGGUGGGGUGAAGUUGGGUCGGAGCAUUUUGGUUGUGUUACGUUAAAAUCUACCAGAUCCUCUCCCUCAUUGGCAGUUAAUUGCAGCCAAUUUUCAAUCGUACCCCCUUUAUACUCUGUUAACAACAACUGAUCCCUCUCCAUUCUCUGUUCUCCCCUGAAAAUCGUAUCAUUACAAAUCAUCCAACCCCCCCCACCCUCUCCAACCCUUAACCCUCCAUUUGUUUGCUAGACAAUGACUGGUUCGCUAAUCGGAAGCAUAUAAGUUACGGCCACGGUAAACACCGGCGUAUAAUGAGCCGCACCUCUUUACCCAAAAUUUUCAAAAUGUAUCAGGGUUGAGUUUAUCUGCGAGAAAACCAGGACGUCCCGCCACGAUAUAUGUUUCUGGUUUAUCGAUACGUGGAAACAAGGAAUUCCAGUAAUGUGUCGAUCACAACCUCGUUACUUUAUUCUCAACCGCUCUAAAAACGCUUGUGACAAACCUGUAUUUACCCAAAAUUGCGUCAAUGACAAAAACGCUCGAAGCAGCCUUUAUCUGAAGGCUAAUGGCUAUGACUAUAUCCCUAUAUAUCUGAAAGUUGGACAGAUCAAUAAGAAAACUUUUCUGUGACUCUGAGUUUCACGCUUACGCGAUCAUCAGACAGAUUUUAAUGAAGAUUAUACCUCACUUAGUUUAAAUAUGUCCAGUAGUCAUUUAAUUAGUAAGUCUAUAGUAAUCUGGUGUCGAUGUUCACUAAGGAGUAUUUGUUCUCAUGGCGGCAUUUGGAAAUUAAUUAAGUUAUAUUGUUAAAGUUGCUUGCUUUGUCGGGUUUAAUAAUGUAUAUAUGUAUAUCUAUAAAUUUUAUGUGACUGUGAGGAAAAAAAACUCAGAGUCACAGAAAAGUUACGUGUCAUUGAUUUGUCCAACCUUCAGAUAUGUAUACAUAUAUAUAUAUAUUUGUGUGUGUGUCUAUGUAUUAUAAGAAUAUCAGCAGUUGAAAUUCUCUUGAUAGAUACAAAACCAAGAUUUGUAGCAUUUGAUCUCUUUGUUUUUGCAAUUUUGUAAGUCAAAUUUUGUCGAGUUUUAUGUCUUACAGAAAUAACCCUGAGACCACACGUCACUUCACCUCUACUAUCUCCAUGUUUUACUGAUUAUGUAUCCCUAACUUCAAUUUUCUGUCCCGUUAAUUUCAACGAUAAAGCAUCACAUUAAUUUCAAACAAAAUCUUAGUAAGCUCAGAAAAUUUACAUAAAAUAUGUUCUCACUAAUAGAACAUUUUUACCAUCAAAUCUGUGAGAGUUACAUUUUAAGUUAAUUCUUACCCCAAACAUAAUGCUGCUCAAGCAGGUACAUUGCGAUGUGAUUAUUUACAAAAUGCAUAUGUUGUUAUUACCUGACAGAUCUAUAUAAGUGUUUGGGAAAAAUUCUUAUUUGUAGUGUAAUUGCUUUACAAUAUUCAAAUUAAGAGCCUCGGAGUAAUGCAACAAUAUAAUGUUUGUUGGUAAAUCACAUACAAAUAACCUAGCUCUUUUAACCAAAGUUUCUAGAUCUUAAAUUACCUCCUUGAGUUCUCACUACAGCUACCUCUCUGCCGCAGGCAUUGAUUCAAAAAACUGAAUCUUCAUAAUAGGAUAUGGAUCGGAGACGGACACCGCUUCCCAGCUCCGGAAUCUCGGAGGUGACAGUGCUUUGUGAAAACGUUGAGAGCCGGCGUAGUGAUAUGCUGGGUUCAGCCCGUUUUACAGCUCGUUUACGCGAUGUAAAAAGCUUUUUAUAAACAGCCUUAAAACUUUUGUUGGAAAAGGCAAAAAGAAACGGAUUAAGUGCUGAGUUAAGGUAACCGAACAUUAAUAACACUAGGUAAACCUCGUGAGGAAACGAUUCCCAGUUUUCGCUGUCAAUAGCACUAGCAACGACAAAAUAAAAGUAAGGUUGCCAGCAGAAGAACAGCGCCAAAACGAACUUUGAAGUCGUCUUAGCCGCUUUGACAUUUCUCAAAUACACCUUUUUUUCAUCCUUGGAGGGCUUUCGGGUCGAAGGAAAGGUGCCUCUUUUGGUGGAUCGAUUGUUCUUGACAGCAAUGCGAUAUAUGAGGACGUAAAAAAAGCAUGUGAUCAUCAGCGGAAGAAUAACAUUAAGAAAGGACGAAACAAGGAUAUAGUUCUUUGUGUAUGGCAGUAUGCAGAUGCCAUCAUCAUCUGCUUCUCCUUCCUCUCGCCAACCCAUGAGGACAAAAAACGGCCAUAGUGGGCAAUACAGCCAGAUGGUCGCUAUGACAAUUAAAGCUCUAGUUUGGGUCAUGAACUGUGAAUUCUUAAACCGCGACAAAGGAUUACUGAGGGUUUUAUAUCGAUCCACACUGAUGGUCAACAGGCUGAAAAUCGAGAUGGGUAUAGUAAUCAUGUACACCACCUGCCAAACUAUGCAGAAUGCUCUUCCAUGAUUCCAUGCACCGUCAAGGAAAAGUGAUUCUAUAUCAAACGGUACCACGAUCGUUGCCGCGAGAAAAUCUGAAAGAGCCAAGGAAAAAAUGAAAAGAUUCGUGGGAUUGUGGCGGAGAUGCUGGUUAGCAAGUAUUGCGAAACAGACCAAGAAGUUUCCAAAGACCGCCACCACUGUGAUAACUGUGUAACAGGCUGCAACGGGAUACGAAAACUCUGGUCUAAAACCAAAGAAAACGUCUUCGUCGGUGGACGGAUCUGCAGCGGAACUGUUGUUCAUUCUUAAGAAGCUGUUUUGGAAGGUAAAUAUGUCGCGGCUCUCGGUUGUAAAAUCGAACUCAACUUUUCUCGUAGUUUACUGGAGUUUUCACCUCAAUACCUCACCAGUCACUGCAGUAUUCGAUUUGCUCAUCACAACAAAGCGCCAAAUCAAAAAUAAAUUGAUUAUCAGCCGUUUUAAAGAUUUACGUGACCACUUGAGAUAUUUUUAAGGCUGCAUUUAACCAGUAGCACUUGAUUUUGGCAGAGUAUACCACACUCAAUAUCACUCUGACGUCUCCUUAUUCAUUGGAAUUGCAAAAAGAAACCUAGGAUUAAAAUUUUCGAAGACUAUGUCCCUAUGAAAAACUGACAGAUUCAAAGUGAACCAGACAUUUUAAAAGAUGUAUGGUUCAAUUUGCAUGCAGCUUAAAAGCUUGGGUUAGGUUAGAAAAAUCAGAUUUUCGUCUGCAACCAAGUGGUAUAACUGAGUCACAAUGACAAAUAACAAAAACAAAAAUAAUAAGGAAACUUCUCAAAAUAACUCUACAGGCUUGAAAAAAAAGGAUAUUGCAUGAUAUUUUAAAAUCUUGAAAUAUCUGAAAAUACAAUACUAACACAGAAAUAUCCAUUAUACUGUUGUGUCUUAUUUUGCUGCAUUCACACUUGAUAUUUCACAUAUGCUGAAAGAUUAUCUUUUUCAGAGAUUGAUGAUUGAGUUGACAUCAUGCAUUGUCUUGUAUACUGGCUGGAGAGUUUUCCAUCAAAAUAUCAUUAUCGUGUUAAAUCACCUGGUGCAGUUCCCACUAAUUUCCUAAAUUAAAGUUAAGUAUUACAGAAUGUUGACCGGGCAAAAAAGGAUCAGUUACGUUUUUUCCUCUUAUGGAGAAGCUUUAGUUAAGAGAACGAAAGUUUUGUUUACGUUUCCGAGUGAGAAAGCCUUCUUUCGGAUAUUUGAACAAAACAAAUUCCAAUAUAUGACGCAAAGGUCUGCAAGUCAACAAAGCCACAAUAUUUCCAGUUAAGUUUUUUGCCAAGCGUUGUCCGUCGCCAUGAAGGUGUUUAGCCAUCAAAUCAUGACACAUAUACGCUGAGAAUGAAUUUAAAAUAAUUACUUCCGGAAGUUGGUCAAAAUCAGCGAAAAAAAAAAAACAACAACGAAAACAUCAGAUGAAAGAUCCCUCUUUUUCAUUUCAUGAUAUCGUUGAUUAAAGAACUGAUAUCACUUGUUUUUUUCUUUUGAACUCAGUCAGUACAUUGAAAUGAGGUUAUUCCUGUCACCUUGUAUCUAUCUUUAUCCCCCAGCUUCCCCAUAUAUUGUCACACUGACGUCAUCGCACUUUUAGUUUUGUAGAUAACAUUUCAUUUUUAGAUGGGAUGUGGGCUGCAAAGCUUCCUGCAAGCAAUGGCGCGCUAAGUUGACAGUUUCUGAUAACUUCCACUGCCUAAGGUGACUGCAAUGUUACCUUGGUGACGGAUGGAUGGUUAACGAAGAAUAAUGUACAACAGCACUUUGGAGAAUUCUCAUUGCGACAGCAUUUAUUUAAGGAAAUUAAACAAACUUUUUAUUCACUUUAUUUACUAGUUAGUAUUAACGGUUUAUUCAGAAUUCGCAGUAACUUUACGGUGAUCGUGUCACUGUAACUUUAAAAUAAAAAAUCAAGUGAUGGAACUCAAGUGUACUUCCCGUGAAAAAAUUGUUUUGGUUCUCACUGGAACAUUGUUAUUUUGAAUGAGGCAAAAGUCAUACCACAAACGAAAUAUCACUCAUAUCAGGGGCAUUAUUUUCUUUUUAUAAAGUGAGAUAAAACUUAAUACCUUUCUCUGAAUGAAUUAAAAGCAACUCUCAGAUGUGCGGACAGGAUCGCAUGAAUCUCCCACUGCUUAGAUAUAAGAAUAGCAUUCACUCCUCUGAUAGGGUUAGCUUUGAUCACUUUGAUCAUGUUGCUUCAAAGGACUCCUAAUUUGUUUUCUUUCGAAGUGAAUUUCUCGAUUCUUUUGAUUGAUCAAAAGAUUUUGGAUCACUUUUAUAUUACUACUCCAAAGUGACGCGACCGAAGAAAGGCGUCCUUUACAUUGCAAAAAGCACAGAAAACAACUUCCACAGUUAUGAGACUUUUGGUUCAGUGAUGCUUCAUCCUUCUGCCUUUAGACCUAUUCCUUUCAAACAGUAAUUUCUGGAACAUUUGCAAUUUUAAAAAGGUAUACUUUCGAGCUCGAAGACAGACAUUUUCCAAGUCCUUCGCAUUUUUUAAAUAUCUCAGCACAAAAUCGUCACUCUUCAAAUAUGCGUGGUUAUGCGUCAUUAAAUUUUCUCAGUUUCUUUACAAUAGCAUACAUAUUGAUCGGUUUGAGUCUAUUUGGCAAACUUCAGCUCAUCUUUUAGAUAAAAUCUCCGUGAAGUCUUUGUCAUAAAAAUACGUCGAAGUUAUUACACCUUCAUACACAGUAUAGCUAUAGCUUAGUUUAUGAAACUCUAAUAAUCAGCUUGGUAAGAAAUUAACUAUCUGGAGGCAGCGGGGUCCCGCUGAUAGGGAACUGGGUCUAUUUCCUCUUAUCUUGCUUUUCAUCGGAAAUGAUCUUGGUUGAGGUGAGUUCUGCCCGUCAGCUACGCCCUGUAAAACGCCUUUUAGUAUGAUUCAAACAGUUCGAUUUUUCCUAUGUAAUACUUGUUUCAUUGUUUGCUUACAUCGAACCUUAAAGAUCCCUAUAAUUUAAGUUUGGAGAGUGGUCUUCUAAGCUGUUUAUCAACAUUCGCUUUGCUGAGAAAACGAACAGCUGUGUACCAAAGAAAAAGGCGAAUGUUGUCGUGCUAAAAAAUCAUUUCUCUCUUCUAAAAGAACAAUUGUCGUAAUUUAGACGACCAAACUAAAUUCUGCUUUGUUCCUUUGAUAUAUUGUUAUUUAUGUACCAAAUUAUAAGCGACAAUCUGUUCACCAUCAUUUACAACUCUCGGGAAUUAUCAUCAAAACUAAUUUUAAUUAGUAGAGUGGAGAAUGGUGACAACAACAAUGCAGUUCAAAACUUGGCUCAGUCAUGCAACACUAAAAUUCUUUUUAUGAUGAAUGCUAAACAAAUAACUAAGAAGUUUGGGCUGAAACUAUGCCGUUUUAGUAUCGUGGUCAAAUCUAUCCAGUUCAGUGACAUUUGAAUCCUGAAUUGACAGGUGCGAUCGAUGUUCUGAGGAAGGAAACAUUUUUGCAUACACAGCUCUGAAGUGCUUGUUCCGAAAUGCGAACAGAAAGGGAUUCAGCGCCGAGUUGAGAAAACCAAACAUCAACAGCACCAUGUAGACUUCGUGGUCAAACGAUGUCCACUUUUUGCUAGUGAUGGUGUCAGAGACAAGCCAAAGGGCGUAUGGCUGCCAGCAGACGUAAAUAGCCAACACGAAUACUGAGCUCCUUUUGGCUGCCUUGAUAUUCUUCAGAUACAUCUCUUGUUGUUCUUUCGUGAGUUGUUGGGAUGAAUUAUGCUCUGUAUUGCUUAGAGCCUUCUCGUGCUUUCGUAUUAUGUGAUAUACUAGAAUGGAAAACCCGCACGAUACCUGGAGUGGAAGAAUGAUAUUCAGAAAGGGGCUGACUAUGGUGUAGGUUUUUGUGUAUGAUAACAUGCAGAUGCCAUCUUCAAGAAAGUCGCCUUCUCUCCUCCAUCCCAUGACAGGGAGAAGAGCCCAUAAAAUGCUGUAAAGCCAGAUUGUCGCGAUCACUAUAAGCGCUCUUUGUUUAGUCAUGAACCGUGAACACCCAAAUCGGCCGUGAAAAUCGCUGAGGGUUUGAUAUCGAUCAAUAAUGAUGACCAACAGGCUGAAAAUGGAGACAGGUACAACGAAAAGAUACACCAAUUGCCACGUUAGACACACAGCCCUCCCGUGUUUCCAUGCGAAGUUCAGGAAUAAUGACUCUGUGUCAAAUGGCAUCACAAUAGUUGCCGUGAGGAGAUCUGCCACAGCCAGGGACAAGAGCAACAGGUUUGAUGGAUUGUUGCGCAGAUUCUUAUCGGUGAGUAUGGCGUAACACACCAUGAGAUUUCCUAUGAUUGCCACAACUGUGACAGCAAUGUAAAAAACGGCUACUGGAUACGCAAAGGAGGGUUUAAAACUGAAGGAAGUUUCCCAAUCAUGUGUGAAAUUCGAAGUUAUGUUCAUUGUAACUUUUGUGUCUUUUUCUGGUGUAGAGAAAUAACUCUCGCAAUCUGCCUAGCUUCUACUCUUAGAAUGCGCUCUUCGUUAAUCUGCACGUAACUCUGCAGACUGAAAUGUGAAAAUAAAUGACUGAAGGUUAAUCAGUUUCUUGAUAUACAGAUGAAGUUUGUCUAUUUUCGGCUGGAAUGUAUCUAUAUUAGUCAGGUAAAAUAUCCUGACACGGUUUGCGUUGUUAUCAACAUUUGUGGGCGACUUGUGCAAUACUCAGUAUUUUCCGCCUCUUUCUUCUCUCUAAUUAGUUUGAAUUUGUAUAUCAUCUACUCUUGUCUUUGCAACCUUAAAGCUUUUGUAUAACACCCCUGGCUUUUGAACGAAAACAAAAUUUUUUCGCUUGACUUUUGUUUCGUGUUCUUUUUGUGGAAAAGUGCUAAAGACAACAUCGGACAGAUAUGUAAACCACUUUGAAGGCACUAUUGCAAUUAGUUUGACGUAAGUAAAUGACAUCAUUUCAUCUUGUUUUCUACUUGGAAUGAAAACACUUCAAGUCUAGUUACGAAACAUUUUCAUUAGCAGUUAUAUUUGCAUAUUAGAGGGAUUCCUUAAGUUUAUUUUAUACAUAACAUCCCUUUUUUAAGGGUUUGGUCGUUUAUUACUUCUGAGGGGAGAGGACGAAUGAAGUUUUUAAAUUUAUGCAGAGGCUAAACCAGUUGAUAAGAGAUAAAGCAAAACUGAACGAGCAAUUAUUUCUCAGUUGGGCGCCUUCUUCUCAAUCAUUUCCUCUCUAGUAUCUGUGAGGGAGACUGACAUUUCUCGUUGAGCCUCUGCAGCAACUGAAUCUAGUAUCUUUGUGGUAUGUCAUCACCUCCAGUGCGUUAAUGAUUGUGACCGGACGAGGACAAAUCAAGAUUUUUUUAAGUCAAAAUGUUCUUUUAUUGUCAUAUAAGACAGGGGAUAUACACACAGGGGAAGUAGCUCACAGCUGAAGUCCCGGAAAAAAUGUUUCACAUUAGGAAAAGAGAUUUACUGAAAUAGAGCUAUGUAAAAAUUUCUUACGAAGCAUUCUCAUACGAUGGUACGGUUUCUUCUCGAUGCCAGUCUUAAAGUAUAUCAAUCUACUCAAAAAGAAAUAUGUUUCCCGAAUGGCCAAUGGCAAAUGUAUAAAUUAUUUAUAAAGUAAAAUGCCGAUGAUCCACAUCUUAAAGAUAUCUAGAAUCACUGCUGCAAGUUCAAGAUAGUGUUUUGCCAUCGUUUCUAAGGCUUUCUUCAACGUUUUUCAAAUCAAUGACACACAUCCGACACGAAAAUGUGAGCCACGGUGGGCCAAGUCUUUUUACUGGCUGCGUAUUUCUAAAUCAAAUAGAGUUGUCACUCUUCACCCUUCAUAUGUAUAUCUAUAUGCAUCUAAAUUGCCUCACUGAUUGCUUAUUGGAACUGCUUCUUUAUUGCGCAUGAUGCUAGAAUUCAAUUUUCGAAGGACGAUACGGAUCGGAGUCGGACACCGUUUUCUAGUUCUGGAAUCUCGGAAGUGACAGUGCUUUGUGAAAACGUGGAAAGCCGGCGCAAAGAUAAAGCAGGCUCGGCUGGUUUUAAAGCAGGUUUCAGCGAAGUAAACAGAUUUCUAAACGUAGCCUUAAAACGAUUGUUGCUGAAGGCGUACAAAAAGGGAUUAAGCGCUGAAUUAAGGUAGCCCAACCACAACAACGACAUGUAAACUUUGCAAGGAAACGACUCUUUCCCUAGAAUGGUUUCGACGAUGAUGAAAUAACAGUAAGGCUGCCAACAGAAGAAAAGCACCAACAGGAAGGUGGCAGUCGUCUUAGCAGCUUUGACAUUCUUGAAAUACAUCCUUUUUUCUUCUUUAGUAGGUUCCCGGAUGGAGGGAAAGCCAUCUCGUUUGGUAAAUCGAUUGUUUUUGACAGCAAUACGGUAAAUCAAGAUGUAGAAAAUGCAUGUGAUCAUUAGCGGAAAAACGAUAUUGAAAAAAGAGCUGAGAAUGUUGUAUUCUUUAGUAUAAGGCAGCAUGCAGUUGCCUUUAUCAUCUGGCUCUCCCUUUUCUCUCCAACCCAUGAAGACAAAAAGUGCCCAUAAAAUGCUGUAGAGCCAGAUUACCAUAAUGACUAGUGAGGCUCUUUUUUGAGUCAUGAAUUGUGAGGUCUUAAACCGAGCCAAAGGAUCUCUGAGGGUCUUGUAUCGAUCCACGCUGAUGGCCAAGAGGCUGAAAACCGAAAUGGGUAUGGUAAUAAGGUACACAACUUGCCAAAUUAUACAGAAUGCUUCUCCAUGAUACCAUUCAAAAUCAAUCCUGAAAAGUAACUCAAUGUCAAACGGCAUCACUAUGAUUGCUGCAAGAAAAUCCGAGAGAGCGAGGGACAGAAUGAAGAGAUCCGUGGGAUUAUUGCGGAGAUGUUUAUUGGCAAGUAUUGCGAGACAGACUAACAAGUUUCCAAAGACCGCUACAGAUGUAAUUGCUGUGGCGCAGGCCGAAACGGGAUACGAAAACGUUUGUUCGAAAAUGCACGGAGUGUACUCGUCGUGAGGUAAGUUGACAGCGGAGUUAUUGUUCAUCUUCACUUGGCGGUUCCAACGCUUAGGCUUUCUUGGGGAAUUGGAACAAACUUCUCGUCCAGCCAGUCAGUGGUUUUGUGAUAACACAGCCUCACGAGGUUCUUAUGCAACGACGUUUCCUUUUUGGAUUUUGGAUUACUUUAAACAAUUUGACACCAGUGAUGGAAAAAAGCUAAAUAUUUGAAGCAUCAAUAAUAUAUCCAAUAAUAUUGGUCCGUUCAACCGCGAUAAUUGAGUUUUGGCAGAGUUCACUACUUUUGUUAUCAUUUUUAGUAACGUCUCGAUAUCCGUUUGGAGUGACAUUGGAUGAGUAACUGACACUAUUAUCGGUAAAACAUGCACAGCUGUUAUCUAACUUACUCGGUGGGAAACGUGACAGCUGCUGUAUACAAAAAGGACUGAACUUUAAGCUGUAAUCACGUGAAUAGGUCAUUCAAAUCCGAUCUUGGCGUAUUCACAAGCGUGUUCUUAAUUUACCUCGGCGUUUACCUUGGCAUUAUUGAGCGAUUACACAAUUCAAUCACAAAAACACUUGAAAAAUUGUCAAAGAAAAUGCUUGUCCUUAAAUAAUAAUUCGUAUCCGGAGAAAUCUUAAGCACAAUAUAAGCAUCACAUUUGCAAGUACAUGAUUAAGUAUCGCGUUAUGUCUUAUUUUCUAGUUGAGUCCAAAGCAUUCGCGUUUUUUUUUUUAAGAGCUAAGGAGAGAUGUUUUUUAAAUAUUUUUAAAAAUUAAAGUUGUAGUGAAAUCGCUUUGGUGCGCUUUCCCUUUAUUAGGUAUUGGCUGGAGAUCGUUUCCAUCAAAAUGGCAUAAUCGUGUCGGUGUUUUUCUCUCGCUCACUACAAAGAGGAGACAUGUCGGUAAAAUGGCAGCUGUAGAAAUCCACAACAAUUUAUCAUUUGGGUUGCUUGAUUGGCGGAUUUACCUUUUUCCCGAAAGCGUGUCUGGUCAAAAGCUGCGGCUUCAGGUCAGGUUUUUUUUACCUAUGGAGUUGAUUCCUGCCUCUCUUCGCUCCGUCAUCAUUCCUCUUUUUUUAGCAUCGCGCAGAACGCCUAUUGUUAUCCUGUUCUCGCGACAUUAGCUUACAGUAGAAAAACAAUUAUAGACCUUUAAUAUUAACAGGAAAGCAUAAUCUGGCGAGCUAUGAUUGGUCAAAGAUUACGAAAGCAAUCAUAUUGAUAUGCCGUUAAUUUUAGAAUCUACUUUUUUUUGUGAUAUAAACUCAUGGUGAGGAAAGGAAGUCGGAAAAUGAACAAAGCCACAGCAAUAUUUCCUGUCAAGCUGUUCCCUUCUUUGAAAAGUGUUUGCCCAGAAGGCCGGAGCUUUUGACACGUUCGAUGACUGAUACUUGUGCGCUUAGAAUAUUGACAAAUCGUUCAAAAUCAGGGGGAAAAGGACGCCGAAAUGAAAUUCGAGAUACCAUUCUUUCUUCAAAAACAAAUUAAACACUUCCUUCUUAGUUUGCUAUCAUCACUUAAAUAAAUAUAUCGCAGUUGAGUGGGAAAGCUAGUUUACUAAACUAGCUCUUUCAAUCAAGUAUUUACCUUGUAGGCCAAAGAAACGCUCUUUGUCGUUAGUUGAUUAAACCCGCCUUGACUCUCUCCUAAGGCAACUGUGUCCUCAUUACAAAGCCUUGGGCUUGCACUUAUUGGCUACAAAAACCGCAUACAACACAUACUGUCUGCUUUGCUAGAAAUUCGCGGGUUGACCGUUGUUGAGGAUAGGGUUGCAUAGAGAUGGUUGCGCUCUGAUUGGUCGUGGAUUACGUCAUAUCUUGCGAUAGUCAUCCAGAUCAAGUUGGUCAGUUAAUAAUGAGGCACAUAUUUUCAAAAUAGGCACUGCGUGAUCCGCUGAUUUUUACACGACGGGGAAAAUUAAAUGCAUUUGAUCAUACUUAUUAGUCUAAGACAAAAAUUCGCCAUCGCGAAUGUGCCUACAAGUGCUUCAAAUAUUUUGGUUAAACACGUGUUUCCUUGAACUGGAACGGCUUUGAGAUUAGCAGUCAGUGCGUUCGAAAAGCAUUAUACAUAAGUUUGUAGUAUAUUGAAACAACGUACACUCUUCUGGGGAUUUUCGGAUUCUCGUGGGAUUGUUAAAGUCAGAGAAAAGACCUGACUGACCACACAAAGGAAAAAGAGGCCAUGAAAAUUAACCUCAUCAUGACACUCUUACAACUACGGCAUUAACCUUCUAAAAUGGGGUUAGUAAGCUUUCGCGACUCUCCAGUACGUGUUUUAGCCUUUCCGCAGUUUGGCUCUUGUGUAUUACUUUGAGUGAUCUCCCUCUUUUGGAGGAAAUGAGGUGCGAAUCUUGUAUAUUUCGCCCAGCAAUUGUUGUUGUGCUAUCACAACGCUAUGAAGGCAUCAACGCUGAAUAAUUGGAGAGUAAACACAUGACGAAGGACCAAAUUUACCAUAAUUUUGAGUUUUACUAGGAGAAGCGGGUAGACACUGAACUCUCCUUAGGGAAGAUAAAUAAGGGAUAAUUCAAUAUACAUAUUGUUGUUUACUUUUUUCAAUAUUUCAUUUUUACUAAAUUUGACUUUCCGAACUUCUAUGAUUCGAAGAAUCUCCUUUGGUAUAAGCGGGCGUUUUUCUAACGUCACAUAAAAGGGAAUAAAUAGAUAAAAGAAACUUGUACCCUUAUUAUAAAAAAGAGCUGGUAUUAAAAUACCUUGAAAACAUCGUCUCACUUUACCUCGUGGAUAAGAAACAAUUUCCAUUUGAAUCACGUUACAUGGUAUAUCCACCAAAUGUAAUAUUUUUGUCAAAUACAGGUAGCAAUCUACAAAAGGGUAGGCCGAUAUAAGCGAAUCUUUUGAGGUUCCCGCUUGGAUUACACCACGGUCAAAUUUACUUUGUUAAAGCAAAUUGGUUGCCCAUAGAUAUAAUUUUCUUUUAAGGAGAAUGAUGUGUUAGUGGCAUCCCACUUUUUUAAAUGGAACAUUCGAGAAUGCUUAAGAGGUUGAAAUUCGUAGACUGAUCCCAAUCUCGAAAACUUACACUCCUUAUUCUAUUUACAAACAUGACGCUAUUGAUAUUGCUGAUCCUAACAGUAUGCAGGAUGAGUGUCAUACAGGAACUUCGUAGUAAGUCUCCCUCACCACAGAGUCUCUGUGGCUCAGUGGUAGAGCAUUGGAGCUCCAAGGCUCAACUUGCAGUUCCUCAUGGGAACUCAGAUUUCUUUUUUUGACCCAAGCUCGUGACAAGACGAAAAACAUUUUUCUCUAUUUCUUUAUGGAGCUCAAAACUUAUCAUCUUUUUUAUUCGAUUUACUAAUAUCGUACUUGUUUUAUUUUUAUUCCUACUGAGAUAAAUCUAAGUCUGACCGCAGCUUUCUUAAGAAUGAUGCAGAUGGUUCAAAUUGGGUUAAGUGAGCCUUCAAUAAUGUCUCUAACGCACAAGCGAUGUCGGACAACAAGAGUGAGUAUCUUGUGCAAGUGCUCCUCAAACUGAAAUGCUUUUACAGUGUAAAGUACCGAAUAUUGAGAUAAAUAGAAAGUUUUCCUUGACAACGAAAUGGUUUCUUAACUCUAUAUUGGAACGCAGAUCGUUCCCCUAGCGACACAAAAAACGUUUACAGUUUCUAGAAAUGAGUGUGCAAAUACUGUGCUAUUUUUACAACUUAAUCCUUAUCUUUAUAUAUUAUUUUCCCGUCAGCAGAGUCUUGAAGAUCUCUAAAGAUUGGCUGAAAUGCGCUACAGUGAUAAGUAAAAAAAAAAAAAAGCUGGUCAAAAUAUAAUUCAUUUCCAAUUUCAAUCCUUCUCUCGUUUACGAUACAUAUGAUGAAUUCUGAAGCAAAAUAGCAAAGAAAUUCCAAGUGAUUCUCUCUGUUUCAACAUAUGUUUUAUAUCACUCACAGUCACAAUUCACUGCUCAUGGUCAAUCCUACUAAACUCAAUCAAAUGAGCUCUUUCACCACUAUGGAGUGUAAAUAUCUGACGAAAAUUUUGUUUAAGGAUGCAACGACAAUUUCAUUUCGGCUAUGAUGGCAGAACGACAAUCUAGCUUAUAACUUCAUCUUUUGGCAAAGGCUUCUUGAACAAAUCAACAUCGCCAGAUGAAACUACUUAUUUCCGUCUUUCCUAUUUCAACAACACUUGAAGGGAAUAUUGCAACUCAUAAAUUGUUUCAAUGACAAAAAAUAACCAUGAAACGUCGAGACUACUCCCCAAUUAUCUUGUGAAUUACUUUCGUGCAAUUGCUGUCCAUGAAACAAAACUCGAGGAAGUCUUUUCGAGAGAAUUUAACCGUUUGUAGCUGUCGUUUGUACUCUCGCUUGACCCUUUACUAAAUAAUUCGCUUUGUAUUCAAGAUUGUGUUUUAACGAUAUUACUUCAUCUUGUCUGUGCAAUGACGCUAGUCACCAAAAUCAGAACCCGUAUCAUACUUUAAGGCCGUUGGUAAAAUAUUCAGUUUCAGUUUCCCGUAAACAAGGUUUACGAAUUAACAAUUGGUACAUAUGUCAGCGUUCGUUCAUCGAGAUAUGAAGCACGCGGGAAGUUUGGAGAACACGAAAGAUGCCAAACUUCCCGCGUGCUUCAUAUCUCGCCGAACGCACAACUGACGUAUGAACCAAUUGUUUUAUAACAUUUCAAUUUUUUUCUCUCAAAGGGAUUUGUUUGCUGACGUCAUGAGCUUGCCCAAUAGGAAUAUGAAGCACGCUCACGCAAUUGAAUUUGAUUAGACAAAUUUACUAGCUAUGCUAUAAAUGCUUUUAACAACUUAGUAAAUUUUAACAGGAAAUAUCAUAAAUCGUGUGUAGCCAUUAUCUUGUCAGACCUCUUAAACACUGCUAUUAAUCAAUUAGAAUUUUUUUCCUCAAAAAUCCGUAUUUGUCCAAGAUUCCUGAAGUUCUAUUUCUAAACACCCAGCGGUGGUGAUGAUAAAAUUAAAUUGCCGAACACUAUAUCUUAAACAAAUAUUGAGCUUUAGUUGCAGAAAAACAGCAGUAACUCAAAAUACGCCAGAGAUAUUUGUCCACCGAUUAAGACGCUUGAAAUAAUUAAUCAAAUCCACCAAUACUCCCAGGGUAAUAUAACAGAUAUUUGUCUCUUCAUCAAGUAAAUGCUGUCGAAUGCAUGCAUAAAAAGAUUGUUUGGUACUACAACACUCAUUCACUUCAGCGAACACCACCAGGGGUGGAUCCAGGAUUUUGAGUGAGUAGUUUCCACCCGAGGACCCACUCCUGCUAGGGGGGUUCGGGGGCAUGCCCCCCCGAGAAAAUUUGAAAUUUGGAGCUCUCUAAAGGCCAUUUCAUGCAUUUUUAGAAAAUUUAAUUGCCCCCAAAAGACUGAAAAAGCAUGUAAUCAAAAAGGCAAAAAACAUUUAUUUUUCUUGAAAGUACUACAGGAAACACUCUGAUCUACAAAUAUUCCACCUUUAGCUACUGUGCAAACCAGUGUAUAUAGUGUUUUCAGGAAGGCCAAGUCAUCACCAAGACUUUUCACACUGGAAAACAUCACCUCCCAGUCAGGAAAAUCAAGAUGUGGAGAAAAAAAAACGAACCAAGUGUUGGUGUUUUUGAUAACAAAAGAAAAACAAGCACAAUUGAUGAUAUAGUUUAAAGAUUGAUAAUAAAAAUCUACUUGCCUUUUUCAUCCUUGGGACCACAGGCUUACCAUCCAUAAAGCCCUUCUCCUGCUUGUUGGAUUCCAGGUUGAGUCUCCAGGGCUGUUUCUGUUAAGUGAGAUGUCUUCAAGUGUAGCUGUGACUGGGUAGAGAAGUUCAACUAUGCGGUCCAUUCCAUCAAUCCGUUCAAUCCAUCGUGUGCGGCACACAUCAAUUAAAACAGUAUGGUUUGCCCAAGGCAAUAGUUCUCUGAUCUUGGCUAUUAAAUGUUGUUGACGCUUGGGAGAGUUGUUAAAAAAAUUAGAAAUCUUGCGCACAAUAUCCAUCAUGUUCCUGACAAUUGGCAAUUGGCAAGUGUCUGCUAUGCACAAAUUAAGCCUGUGGUUCAUACAGUGGACAUAGACUGCCUUUUCGUGUUCUGCACUGAUCAAUGAGGAGGCUCCAUUUAGUCUUCCAGCCGUAUUGCCUGCACCAUCAUAAUACUGCCCACGACAGUCUUCCAUUGUCAAUCCUAAGUUUGCUACAGCUGCAGUUAUAAUGUCCUUGAUAGCCUCCCCUGUUAAUCCCUCCUCACAAAUGUAAUACCCAAUAAAUUCUUCUCGGAUGGUUUUAGUUGUAUCCAGAAAUCUUAUUACUGCAGAAACAUUCUCCUUAUUUGAAAUGUCAGCAGCUUCAUCUGCCAUAACUGAAAAAUACUUACUAUUUCUUAUUUCCUGUGAUAGAUCAUUCAAAAUGUGAGCACCAACAGUUUCUAUCAUUUCAUUCUAAAUGGUCUUUGAAAUGUAUGUGGCAUUUCUGGGUGCAGUGUCCAGGUGUUGCUGCAGUGUUUGGUCACCACUGUCUACCCGGAAUUCUAGCAAUGCCUGGAAAUUACCGGUUAGGGGGCAGCAUUAGUGGGAUCAUCAUCUCUCCGCCCCUGAGUGGGAUGUUGUUUUUCCCACAGAAAAUAAUAGUUUUGAAAAGGGACUUUAGAAUCUCCCGAUUUCUCGCGAUUUGCUGUUGAACUAUGUUAUUUAACUGCUGGUCAAUUGGGACAGCUCCUCUUUGCAUCAUUCUCUUGAAAUCAUUCAUAGCAGUCAUAGAAAAAUUGUGAAUUUCACAAUUUCCUAGCGAGUGUUUGGUUAAGCGAGAAGCGGCCGAAGUCCAAUUUGUGAGAGGAGACUUCAAUCAUUUGUCUAACUUAUUAGCGUUUCGCCCACACUGAACUCCAAAACAAACACAAGCUAAACAAAAUGCUCCAUCGAAAUAUUUGGAGUAAGCUAGCCAUGGAAAUCUUUUCAGCCAGCCCGAGACAAACUUACGAGAUUUUCCAUUUUCCAUUGACACGGGGAAAUCAAAAAGCUCACCUGGUUUCCACACGUUUUCGACGAACUCCAGCUUCUGAUGCGGCGAGUAGUUGUGGAUCUCGUCGAAAACUAGGCCAAUGUAUUGUAGGAGCAACGAAAGAGACCCGCUGGGGGAGGAACUGCCCUUUUUAUACUUUGUCAGUAGUUUCCAAGGUAGUUUCCAAACACAACUAGCCAAUCAGAAGAGUGUUUUGAGUGAGUUCCGAUGACGAAAUCUUUGCUAGCCAAUCGUGAGGGAUUUUGACUGUGUUCCGCCUGUUAUUGUCACCAAAUAACAAGGACUUACACCCACCGGUUGCGUAAAGAUUGGCUCCACGAACAUUUUCCGACGGCUUCCGACGGUUUCCGAGGUGUAAUCGAAGCUCGAAAGGCCAGCGCGUGAUCCGGAGCGCUCCCGAACGCCUCAUGACCGCAAUUAUAACGAAAUUAGUCAUUCUAAACGUAUUUUCUUUAAUAAAUAACUGUAAAACAGGAAGAUGGUUUAUUUCUGGAAGACGUUUAGUGAUUUCCACAAAAGUAUCAGUAGUUUCCAAAGGGAAAUUAGAGUGUUUUCCAAAAGUACUUUUAUCAACAUUUAACUAGGUCGGAAAAAAUUUGAGUGAGUUCCGGAAAUCAGGUAAACUACCCUGGAUCCACCCCUGACCACACCAAAGUUCAGUUUCUGGAGAUUUUUAUCUACGCACUCUCAAUCGUUAGCUCCUUUUGAAGGUUCAAUAACAGUUGCAGAGGCCGAGGAAACGCUUAAAAUUACUCAGGAUGAACAACUCUUCAGAUCACGACUCCAGCGGUCUACGAACUCAAGAACCUUCAUUCGAUAUGUCCCCGUUCUUCACUUACUCAGUCGCUUCUCUGUAUUUUGUCAUCGUGGUGGUAGCCAUCAUUGGUAACCUGAUGGUCUCUUACGCUAUCCUUGCCGACAGAAAUCUCCGUAAUAACCCAACAAACCUCCUUCUCCUGUCUUUGGCAAUCUCGGAUCUUCUCACCGUAACUCUUGCCGUGCCAUUUGACAUUGAAUUACUUUUACUGAACGGAAAGUGGAAACAUGGCAAAACGAUGUGUAUUACCUUUAACACGGUUUACGUCAUCAUUGUACCGACAUCGAUCUUUACCCUUCUGGCAAUUAGCGUGGAUCGUUAUAAGACCCUUAAGAAUCCACUUGGUCGAUUUCGACGCUCGCAAUUUAUAACUCAACGAAGAUCUUUGAUUGUUAUCGCACUUGUUUGGUCUUACUGCAUUGUGUGGGCACUCCUUCCGAUCAUGGGAUGGCAAGAUAAAAGUGUCGGGCCAAUUUACAAAAGUACCUGCCCUUUACACUAUGCCGUUUUCUACAACAUUCUCACUUCUAUCAUGAAUUUCGUCUUUCCACUACUUCUCACAUGUGUGUUUUACAUCCUCAUUUACCUCAUCGCUCGCAAGCACCGCAACGUUAACAAAAGAGGUGGAUUGCCGUCAACCUUUAGGCCCACCAAAGAAGAUAACAAGAUGUACUCAAGGAACAUGAAAGCAGCCAAAACGACAGCCAUGUUUGUAGUUGUCAUAUUUCUCUGCUGGCUGCCUUACACCUACUUCAGCAUCAUUGCUAACCUAGUCGGUGAUAUACGGGACCCAUAUCGCUUUGAACUCUUUUGGGUUCUUCUUAUGUUUGGCUACCUUAACUCAGCGCUCAACCCUUUUCUGUUUGCCUUCCUUAACAAGAGAUUUCAAUCUGUAUAUCGGAAACUGCUUAGGUCG